Messenger RNA from Fusarium pseudograminearum CS3096, 2028 nucleotides. RefSeq lists its product as uncharacterized. The record is from RefSeq and is a predicted model, not a curated record. The transcript has 3 exons. The coding region runs from base 1 to 2028 and encodes 675 amino acids. Lineage: Eukaryota; Fungi; Ascomycota; Sordariomycetes; Hypocreales; Nectriaceae.
AUGGCUUGGCCGGUCCGGCUCUGUUUAAUUCUAAAAGCCCUAACAUGGGCAGUACAGGCUCAAGAAUGCCCGGGGCCUAGUUCCGAUAUGGUAUCCCGUAUCAAGUUCAAAUGGUACCCUAAUUCUCAAACCUUCGCUGAACCUGGAAAUGGUGAAAUCAAUGUUCUGGACAACGUCCCGUCCUUACAGGACUGCGCCAAUCACUGUGCGGUCAUUGCAAACUGUAAGGCUUCCGUGUGGAACGACAUAACCCACCACUGUCGCCUGAUCAGUGACACGGAUGGCUGUCAAGAUGAAGAGCCCUCCCAGCACUCUCUUUGGAGGGUUGGCUUCAUUGACGACGCUGAUAACAUCGGAUGUUCUGAAAAAGAAAUCGAAGCGAAAUGUGCCGAUAAAGAAACUGCGGCGCGCCUCGAGGCUGAAAAGGAGUGCAAUUCCCGCAACGAUGACCUCCGGGCCGAAAUUGCACGCCUUCAAGCCGAAAACACAGCCCUUCGCGCUGCCAAGAAUGAGGCAGAACGAAAGUUGGGCGAUGCACAAACGGUCAGAGACGAGGACCAGAAACGUCUCAACAAGCAGUGUCAAGACAAACUCAAUGACGAAAUUGAGAAGCGUCGAAAGGCUGUCAAGGAUGCGCGGGACGACGCCGAACGCAACUGCAGGUCAAAACAAGAAAAUGAACACCAGAGACAACUUGAUGACCUCAGAGCACAAUGCGACGAGAAAUCGAAAGCGGACAAGGCAGAGCGUGACCGUAUCGAGAGUCAAUGUGCCGACAGUCAUGACAAGCUCACUCAGAGAUGCAUUGAUGACCUUUCCAAGGCCGACCAGAAGUAUACGGAUUGUAACAACAAGUGCAAUGAAGAUAUCCGCCGAAAGGACGAACAAAUUCAACAAUGCACUGACAUCCUGAACAUUGUCAAAGACCAACAGAAACAGUCAGACAACCAAUGCCAGGCAGACAAGGCCAACCUUCAAAAGGAUUGUGAUAAUAUUCGAAACAAUGACAAGAUUAUCUUGGAGGCUACAUGCCAAGCUGAAAAGGAUAUUAUCAACACGAAAUGCACCUAUGAUACCGAUGCUGCUAAGCGCCAGCUGGAGCAACAACUAGAGUCCAGGUGUCGGGCUGAAAAAGAUCUCAUAAACAAGCAAUGCACCCAUGAUAUCGAUUCUGCUAAGCGCCAGCAGGAGCAACAAUUGGAGUCCAAGUGUCGCGCUGAAAAGGAUGUCAUCAACGAACGAUGCUCUUCUGAUAUUGAUGCUGCUAAGCGCCAGCUGGAGCAACAACUAGAGUCCAAGUGUCGCGCUGAAAAGGAUAAUAUUAAAAAACAGUGCACGUAUGACAUUGAUGCUGCUAAACGCCAGCUGCAACAGCAAUUGGAUUCCAAGUGUCAGGCUGAGAAGGAUGUCAUCAACAAUCAAUGCACUUAUGACAUUGAUGCUGCUAAGCGACAACAGCAGCAACAAUUGGAUUCCAAGUGUCAGAGGGAGAAAGAUGAGCUCGACAAGCAAUGCAAUGACAGGCUUGCUAAGGAGCAGAAGACUUCAGAUGAAGCUUGUCAAAGACAAAAAGACGAUCUUGACAAUCGAUGCAACGAUAAGCUAGCCAACGAGCAGAAGACUGCGGACGACACAUGCCAAAGGCAGAAAGACGAGCUUCGAAAGGAAUGUGACGACCGUUGUAAGACACAGGCGCGGGGCAAGGACGACAUCUGCUACAACCCCGGAGGCUUCGGCGCAUGGCCUGCCACAAUUCCGCCUUUUGACAUUGACGAUACCAAUUAUGUGCUGAAGCCGGAUACUAAUCUCAGGCCAGGUCCUCCCAUAGAACGAACGGCUACUUCACCCGCUGCCUGUGCCAGGGAAUACUGCAACGACGUGAGCGACUGCGUUGCCAUCCGGUGGGACGUCAACAAGUUGAACACCUGUUAUGUUUUCAAUGAGUCGCCAUACAGCCCAUUCGAGAAAAGUCGCUUGAAGGUCUACAGCAACUCUUACAUGAUUGUCAAGAGUGACAGAAUGCGGUAA